Salvia splendens (bonfire salvia) is the source of this 1300-nucleotide messenger RNA. Its product is annotated as ER lumen protein-retaining receptor. Gene Ontology annotation, molecular function: ER lumen protein retrieval receptor activity. The coding region runs from base 257 to 904 and encodes 215 amino acids. The transcript is spliced from 6 exons. Gene Ontology annotation, biological process: protein retention in ER lumen. The record is from RefSeq and is a predicted model, not a curated record. Gene Ontology annotation, cellular component: membrane. NCBI's taxonomy places the organism in Eukaryota, Viridiplantae, Streptophyta, Magnoliopsida, Lamiales, Lamiaceae.
UUUUAUUAAUUUUCGUCUCCAUUAAAUUAAAUGAAAUGAAAUUAGGGACAACAGCAAAACUCUCCAGAAUAGUUCAGUAGAAUUAUUUAAUUAGAAAUGAAAUUUCAUCAAACCUACCUACAGAGAUCUCCGUUUCAGUUCAGUCUCAACGACUGAAAACGAAGACAUAUUACUGCACCAAUUGCCGCCAGAUCUAUUUUCUGGCUAUGUUUAUUCACUAAACUGCAUAUUCUUGAGAGAGAGAGUGAAGGAAAAGAUGAAUAUAUUCAGGUUAGCGGGGGAUAUGACCCAUUUGGCAAGUGUCCUUGUUUUGCUCCUCAAGAUUCAUACGAUCAAAUCUUGUGCUGGCGUUUCUCUGAAGACUCAGGAACUCUAUGCUAUUGUUUUUGUUACUCGAUAUUUGGAUCUCUUCACGGACUACAUCUCAUUCUACAACACAUUAAUGAAAAUAAUUUUCUUGGGAAGUUCUAUAUCAAUAGUCUGGUAUAUGAAGCAUCACAAGGUUGUCCGCAGAUCCUACAACAAAGACCAGGACACUUUCCGCCACUACGUCCUUAUGUUACCCUGUCUGUUUUUAGCACUAAUAGUAAAUGAGAGAUUUUCCUUCAAAGAGGUGAUGUGGGCAUUUUCCUUAUACUUAGAAGCAGUUGCCAUCCUUCCUCAGUUAGUUUUGCUGCAGAGAACAAGGAAUAUUGACAACCUGACUGGACAAUACGUUUUUCUUCUAGGUGCAUACCGAGCAUUUUAUAUUCUUAACUGGAUUUACCGCUACUUCACUGAACCGCACUAUGUCCACUGGAUAAUUUGGAUUUCAGGACUUGUUCAGACGCUUCUAUAUGCUGAUUUCUUCUAUUAUUACUUUGAAAGCUGGAAGAAUAACGAGAAGCUCGAACUGCCUGCUUGAGAUCGCUUUGAACUAACUACAGGUCACCCUGUAGCUGGGGGUCUGAGAAGAGGCGAAGCAUCUUUGGUUACUUGAAUGAAGCAAAUGAUAUAUGAUUUCUUCACGUUCGUUUAUCAAAUAUGGGGAAAAUGCAUUAACAGGUGUUUCUUUUUUCAGUUCUGUUUGUGCAAGUGGCGUUAGUGCCGUCCAUAGUUCCAUAUGCACACAUAAAUUGCGGCUGGAAAUCUCAAGAAAUAACAUUUUUGUAGUUACAAAUAUAAAGAAAUUAUAAAUGUACCGUUGAUAAGGUGUAAUGAAAUUGGAUAACUGAGAUUGUAUGUUAGACACAGAAAAUUAUUGUCUAAUGCUUACUUUGAAACUCUUCGUUUAUAUCGAAGUGAUAUUUUUUUUUGUCUC